AUCCCAGCAAUGUGGAGGAGUCUGGGGCUUGCCCUGGCUCUCUGCCUCCUCCCUUGGGGAGGAACCGAGAGCCAGCGGCAAAGCUCCGUUUGUAAGAAACCCCCAGCCUGGAGAAUAAGGGAGGAAGACCCAAUGCUGAACUCAAAUGGUUCAGUGACCGUCGUUGCUCUUCUUCAAGCCAGCUGAAACCUGUGCAUUCUGCAGGCAUCUAGAUUGGAAGACCUGCGAGUAAAAUUGGAAAAAGAAGGCUAUUCUAAUAUCUCCUAUGUUGUUGUUAAUCAUCAAGGACUUGCUUCUCAAUUAAAAUAUAUACAUCUUAAAAAUAAGGUUUCAGAGCAUAUUCUUGUCUAUCAACAAGAAGAAAACCAAACAGAUGUCUGGACUCUCUUAAAUGGAAGCAAAGAUGACUUCCUCAUAUAUGACAGAUGUGGCCGUCUUGUAUCUCAUCUUAGUUUGCCUUACUCCUUCCUGACUUUUCCAUAUGUAGAAGAUGCCAUUAAGACUGCUUACUGUGAAAAGAAAUGUGGAAACUGCUCUCAUAUGACUCAUGAAGAUGAAGACUUCUGUAAAAAUACAACUUCGGUUAAUGUGGAAGAAAAAUCUGAGGCCUCUAAGCCACGUGACCACCACCACCAUCAUCAUGAGCAGGGGCAUCGGCAUCUUGGGAACAGUCAGCCUUCAGAGAAUCAGCAAACAGGUGAACCAGAGGCUCCUCAGCAUCCCCCUCCUCCAGGCCUUCAUCACCACCAUAAGCACAAGGGCCAUCAAAGACAGGGUCACCCAGAGAACUGAGAUAUGCCAGGAAGUGAAGGUUUACAACUUGCCCUUCCACGAAAGAAGCUCUGACCAAAGGGAUGUAUAAAUCAAUUACUCUGAAAGUUGCCCAAAGAUUCAGAGUUGGCCCCUAGUAGCUGAUGCUGACAUUGCCGACAUCUGAUAUUUGAAAAAACAGGGUCUGCAAUCACCUGACAGUGUAAAGAAAGCCUUCCAUCUUUAUGCAGCUGACAGGGACUCCUG
This is a messenger RNA of Orycteropus afer afer, 1017 nucleotides long. RefSeq names its product selenoprotein P (gene SELENOP). Gene Ontology annotation, molecular function: selenium binding. Lineage: Eukaryota; Metazoa; Chordata; Mammalia; Tubulidentata; Orycteropodidae. Gene Ontology annotation, biological process: selenium compound metabolic process. The record is from RefSeq and is a predicted model, not a curated record. Gene Ontology annotation, cellular component: extracellular region. The annotation marks the transcript as partial. The transcript has 4 exons.